UAUUAUUGAUUGCAGUAAAAAGAAGAAGCAGGAAAAGCAAAAGAAAGGCGCAGCUCGUAAAAUCAAAACUGUUCAAAACAGAAUUUUUCGAAGAAUUAUACUGAAAUUUAGUUAACUAAUUAUCAGAGGACAUGCUCUAAGUUCCGGGGAAGACCCCAUUCAUUGAGUUUUAGUAUUUUGAGUGACGCUUAGCGAGUAUACGCUUUAGGAUUGCCUAGACCGAAAAUUCGCCGAUCCAACCAAAGAUACUUCCAGAAGUCCGUUCAGCCGUAUAGCCAUCAUGACCAACCUGGAAAAGCAGCAUGAGAUGGUAAAGCGCAGCUUGGUGCAGUUCAUCAGUGGCCACAUCCCAGGGGCCGACUUUAGCGUUGUGGACGAGAUCGUCUUGUCGUACAUCAUCUCGAUAUUGGAAGAGGCCUCCCAAGAUCCAUGUUUUGAUGUCGAAGGCUUCGUUGAGAUGAUGGGCGCCUACUUCGAGGAGUUCCCCACUAUUGACCAGGGCAUCAUCUGCGACUGGAUAUACAAGUUGGCCAACGAGCUUACGGAGAUGGAGAAAAACCAGGGAAGCCAUGACACCGUGAGCCUGUCUCUUAACUCUCUAAGUUUAUCAAGUAUUAUUCCGGAGUCCAGGCUGCGUGCCCGCAACUCAUCCACUUCUGAAAAGGACGAGCUCUCAUCGAACAGCAGCAGCAGUGGUGGCGGUGGAAACAAGCGUUCGCAGCACCUGUCGGAGACCAGCGAUGGAGGUUCCACCGACAGCUCCAGCUCAACUUGCGACUACUUCCUGGAUGAGACCGAAGUGCUCCAGGAAAUGUUUCCGGAUUCGGCGAUUGCUGAGAUCAAGCAUUGCAUCGCUAUUUCCAAGGGUGACAUCGAUAGCGCCACCCAGAUUCUCUUGCAUCGCCAGGAGACCAACCAGUCCAUUACUGACAAGUCGCACACUACUUACAUCAAAAAGAAUGUUGUCGUCGACGAUAAUGAACUUAAGAACCGUAUUAUCGCUAGGUACUCCUAUGUAGACAAGAACGCCACCCAGCGCGAGUACAAGCCGGUGGUACCAAAGAUGGAGCCGCGCAAGCUCGUCCGCUAUCGGGACAACAAGAUCGUAUCUCUUAAGGGCGAGCGAUACACCGAGAUCAAGCGUGACGAAGAUGCUGAGUUAAAAAAACCCAAGAAGCAGAUUCAACCGUAACUAAAGAGGAACAAAACCCUCUUCAAGUAUUUUAUCAAGAAGCAAAUUAAUCCACACCCCAGUAACUUAUCCGCACCCACGACUCCGAUCUUCGCCAGCAGCAGUAGCUGCGGUUUCACCGGCAGCACCUGCCAAUUCGUAUCCGAGCACAAUUUAUGCAAUCAGAUGCAUAUUGUUUGGCUGUCCGCCGCCAAAAGCCAUGCCAGCACCUUCCCCAGCUCCAUACCAGUGAUUCCCGCCAAGCUUAGCCAACGUUUAGAUGCUUCCCAAAACGACGACGAUGAGCCAAGAGAGUUCAGAGACAAAGACGAGCCACCGAGCACAGCGAAUCGGUUCCCAUAUGCGAGUGAGUUUGGUCAGGAGUUUGUCGCAUCGGCAGGCAUGCUUGUGAUACUGUUGCUAAUUGGCCAUUAUCAUUGGACCUCGAAAUCUCAUCACGCCCAUCCUCAUGACAAAGACAGAAAGACUUUACAUACCAAAUUAGUUGAUAGUUAUGCUUUAGGACUACUCGCUUAUGAAAAUUUUAAGAGCCCAUCCGCCGCGGUGGCUGCCUAUUUAUGAGUCCCGUUUCUGGGAGCAGGCGGUCCGGACGGAUCUGGACGUGUACUUGUAUUCGUUGCCAGUCGUCGAUUAUGACGACUGGGGUCGCGCCUGCGCUGUGACUUCUCCUUAGUUCCUUACGCAAGCGAAUUCAAAUCGAACCGUAUCUGUGAAAAUCGUGAAUCUCAAAUUCUUAAAAGUCCUCGAACAGUAUUGUUAAACCUCCAUCGUACCCAAAGAUCAGACGCAGGUGCGACAUCCAACCCGAAUUUGGCGCUCAAAUAGACUUAUUUAGACGUUUUUAGGUACUCGAAUUGAUGAAUUUUUUUGGCCGUGUGCGUGUUUUAAAAACGCAGCUGCAUAAGAAACUUGCCAUAUCUGUUUAAGAUUUGUUAAACCAUUUUGUAUCCAGUAACUCGUUUUGUUUUCCUCUGGUCCAAGCAAACUAGCAACAGUAAUCUAGCAACAAUGCCACCAAAGCCACAUGCAACACAAACUAGUCCUCACCGCCCACUGAGAUAUCUGGAACCCAUAACAAUUCGGCUACUGCUCGGUGUAAGACAGCAAUACUAACAAUAAUCUAAACGUAUUCAACAUAUACACAUGUAUGAACUAAUCGAAUAAUCAACUAUUUAUAUAGCGUAGCCUAACCCCAAAUCCUUCCCAAUGAUUGUAACGAUUGUAACCUACAAUAUCACGGCAGUCCCACGCCCGAUUCAUGUUAGAUUUAAGCAACCGGAAUAUUGUUUGGCAGUUUUUUAAAUUGUAACUUUUUGUUUGAGACAAAAAACUAUCAGUUAUUUCAAUAAUAAUUUUAUUUCCUUUAAGUUAAAAGUUAAAUCUAAUUAUUUACCUUAAGUUUUAAGUCUCGACCACCGCUUAUGAUUACGUAACAAGUUGCAUUUUUAGCACCUCGAGUUCUCUGAUUUCAGUUCAGCACUAUACGAUCGGUGCUUCAAUCAUCAUAUAUAUUUGAAUUUGCGUUUAUCUGGUUUUGGUUUGAUAUUAACAUUUUAUAUUUUUAAAUUUUAUAUAUUAUUUUUGUGAUAUUAGCGUAAAAACCAACUUAAAGAAAAGGCGAAAAUCUCGAUUUAAACUUUUAAAAUUAUUAAAUAAACUACUAUCAAUAUUUAACUCAAAA
This is a messenger RNA of Drosophila eugracilis, 2873 nucleotides long. Its product is annotated as CUE domain-containing protein 2. Lineage: Eukaryota; Metazoa; Arthropoda; Insecta; Diptera; Drosophilidae. Gene Ontology annotation, molecular function: protein binding. The coding region runs from base 281 to 1192 and encodes 303 amino acids. The record is from RefSeq and is a predicted model, not a curated record. The transcript is spliced from 4 exons.